This is a messenger RNA of Suncus etruscus (white-toothed pygmy shrew), 3471 nucleotides long. RefSeq names its product HECT and RLD domain containing E3 ubiquitin protein ligase family member 6 (gene HERC6). The record is from RefSeq and is a predicted model, not a curated record. The coding region runs from base 1 to 3351 and encodes 1116 amino acids. Gene Ontology annotation, molecular function: ubiquitin-protein transferase activity. NCBI's taxonomy places the organism in Eukaryota, Metazoa, Chordata, Mammalia, Eulipotyphla, Soricidae. The transcript has 23 exons.
AUGCCCAGGGAGACCGUGGCAAGGCCGAGGACUGAGUCCAGGUCGCCAGCGUGCGGCACAUCUGGAUGGACACGCCAGCCCAGCCCAGCCGGUAGCCAGUGCGCGCGUGGACCGGGCCGGGAAGGAGGCGCAGGGGCUCCCCGGGGAGGGCACGCCCACCGCCUGGAGUCCAGUCCCUGGGCGCACUGUGCCAAGGGACUGGGAGCGAUGUCCGGGCGCGGGGCGGACGGCAGGAGCCGGAGCCGGGGCCGGCGCGGCCGGGGCAGCGGGAGCCGGAGCCGGCGCAGGAGCGGGAGCGGCGGGAGCGGCGGCGGGCCGAGCUGGUGCUGGUGCUGGCGCGCGGGCGGCAGCGGCCCGGAGCGCUGGGCGCCGGAGGGCGCGGGGCGCGCGGAGCCGGUGCUGGCGGCGAGCGGGGCGCGCCACUCGCUGCUGCUGCUCGGCUCGGGCUCGGUGCUGUCGUGCGGGGACAACAGCCGCGGCCAGCUGGGCCGUCUGGGCGCCGGCGCUUCCGAGCGGCCGGUACCAAUCCGGGCUGUUGAAUCUCUGCGGUUUACUUUUGUGAGCUGUGGCAAGGAGUACUCCCUGGCUCUCUGUCAUCGAGGAAUGGUCUUUGCAUGGGGAGCCGGCACCGAAGGGCAGCUGGGGAUUGGAGAAUUUAAGGAGAGAGUCGAUACACCUAUGAAAAUAAAAAGUCUGUCUGGCAUAAAAAUAAUACAAAUUUCUUGUGGAGACCAUCACUCUCUAGCCUUAUCAGAAGAUAGCCAGCUGUUUUCCUGGGGAAGCAACAGCCAUGGGCAGCUUGGUCUGGGGAAGGAGUUCUCUUCCCAGAAAAUUCCGAAGCAGGUGAAGUCCCUGUAUGGCAUUCCCUUGGCACAGGUGGCUGCAGGUGGGAACCACAGCUUUGCCCUCUCCCUGGCUGGAACUUCGUUUGGCUGGGGAAGUAAUAAUGUGGGGCAACUGGCCCUCAGUGGCAGAAAUGUUCCAGUUGAAAGCUCCAAACCUCGUGCUGUGGGAGCGCUGCAGAAGUUGGGUGUGGUUUACAUCAGCUGUGGACAGGAGCACACCGCAGUGCUGACGCAGGAUGGAAAAGUGUUUACAUUUGGUGACAACACUUACAGACAGUUGGGACACAGCUUUGCAAAGAGUGGCCCACAUCCUGUGGAAGGGAUCCUCGGCCUCGUUUCGCAGAUAGACUGUGGAAGUAAGCACACCCUUGUAUAUGUCUACACUACUGGUCAGGUGUUAUCUUUUGGUUGUGGACCAAGUCUCACAAGCAACUCAACUCAUUCAGAAGCAGUGGAGAACUUGAAUAUUAACUGCCUGAUCCCUGUUGAUGACCUUUUGAAUGUUCAAGUUAAGCAUAUUUUUGCUGGAACAUAUGCCAACUUUGUGACAACUUAUCAGCCUACAAGCCCAAGUAUUCCCAAGAAGACUCUACCAGAAAUAAGCCGAAUAUGCCAGUCCUUGACUGAAAAGUGGAUUUCAAAGGCAAGAAGUGGAAAACAUAGACAAGUUGAAAGUGAAAUUGAAACAAUUUUUUCAUCUCCUGCUUGUCUGACUGCAAGUUUUUUACAGAAAAGGGAACCAGAAGAAACUGUUUUCGUAGGUGUGGACCUGCAGAUGGCGAGAGACACCUUCAAGAUGUUGACAGAAAAUAAGAGGAUUUCUUCCAUGAUAACUACCCAUUUCAGUGAGAAACUGUUCAGAGAUCUUCCUUAUGGUUCACGACAUGAGGAAGCAUUGCUGGUUUUUCUUCUGCUCCCAGAAUGUCCUGUGAUGCACGAAUCCAGUAACUGGAAAAAUCUCAUUGUUCCAUUUGCAGAAGCUGUUGGUAAAAUGUCUUCACUUAUUCUGGAGCAAUGGUGGGGAUCCUUGCAAGGAUCUUAUCUCAACACAUUAGUAAAGAUGCUCAAGACUGCCAUGAUCUCCCUACUGGACUACGGGUUUAAAUCCCUUGAACAUCACUGUAAUGCCAAAGUUCUACUGGAAAUGAUGAAAAAAGUAUAUAAGGUAAACAGCAAAGUUGAUUGUCGGCUACCAGAUAGUACUUUCUACAUAAAUGAAUUCUCUGACUCCGUGGACUUUUUAGAAGAUAGACACGUGGCAUUCUGUAAAGACAACGGUCUCUUUCAAGAAAACAACAGUCCUGUUAUUUUCAGUGAUUAUCCAUUUAUCUUUAAUUUGGUCUCCAAAAUCAAAUCAUGGCGAGCUUACUCCUUUGUUAGAAAGAAGGAGGUGGGAGUCAAAAAAAAUAGUCUUUGGAUAUUUCUGGGAGGCGAGUGUUUUGAAAAUUUCUAUUUUGUACUGAAUGUUGGAAGAAGUCAUCUAGUGGAAGAUACUCUGCGUCAUUUAAACUAUGCUGAAGUCACUGAUCUCCAGAAAGAGUUACUGGUUGGAUUUAUUGGAGAGAUUCGUCCCAAGUGUGGAGCUGUAGUAUCUGAGUUCUUCCAUGCUGUAUUUGAAGAGAUGACAGAGGCAAAAUAUAGAUUGUUCACAUAUCCUGAAGAGGGGUCCUAUAUGUGGUUUCCUGCCAAUCCUGUAAUUGAGAAGAAAAGGUAUUACCUCUUUGGACUGCUGUGUGGACUUUCUCUGUACAAUGACAAUGUUGCCAACAUUCCAUUUCCACUGGCUUUAUUCAAGAAACUUCUGGGCCAAAAGCCAUCACUUGAAGAUUUAAAAGAACUCAGUCCUCUUAGGGGAAAGAAUUUGCAAGAAAUUCUAAAUUAUGAAGCUGACAACAUUGAAGAUCUUAGCAUAUACUUUACUAUAUACUGGGACCAAAAUGAUGUUUCUUUAAUUUCGAAUGGGUCAUCUAUACUUGUGGACCAUACUAACAAGGAAGAUUUUGUUUCUGAGUGUAUCAAUUACAUUUUCAACACUUCUAUUGAUGUGGUUUAUAUGGAGUUUCAGAGAGGAUUUUACAGCGUCUGCGAUGAGAAAUUAAUUAGACAGUUGUUUCAGCCUGAAGAAUUAAUGGAAGCAGUAAUUGGAAAUACUGUUUAUGACUGGGAAGAAUUUGAAAAGAAUUCAACAUAUGGAGGAGGAUAUAGCUCAUCACAUCCUACUAUAAAAAUGUUUUGGAAAGUGUUCCACAAGUUAACUUUGGAGGAAAAGAAGAAAUUCCUUUUAUUCCUAACAGGAAAUGAUAGAUUACAAGUAAAAGGCAUGAUGAAAACUGGAAUCAAUUUCCGCUAUUCUGAGACUUUACGUGAAAGUGAUAACCUGAGAUCACUGAUAUGUCACAAUCUUCUGGAUCUACCAAAAUAUUCUACAAAGAAAAGAAUGAAGGAAGCACUUCAAAUUGCCAUCAACAAUAGCACUGGCUUUGAUGUUGCCCUUGCCACACUGUGAUUGUUACCGCUGAGACUUCAGCACGGCCACACUCUCAUGUCCUCUUGUCUCUGAAAUUUUCUUUUCUCUUUGGAUUAAAUAUAUAAAGGCUUAUAUAUUUUAUUUUGUUUUAUUGUACUG